CCGCGACAAAUUGCGGGUUGGCAAGGUGGCGGCGGCGGCGGUGCGGUUCCCCUGGAAUUGAAACGAUGCUGGUGACGUUUGUGGUGGACACAAGUGCGUCGAUGGGUCAGAGAUCUGCUUGCGGCAUGACGUUGCUGGACUUUGCCAAGUCUGUGGUCGAAACGAUGGCAAAAAAGCUCUUGUCCCGCACGGUGAACCGGAUGAACUACAUUCACUUUAUGCUUGUGACGUACAAUGGCGUGGUCGUCGGCAUGGAAAACUCAGCCAACCGAGAAAUGUUUUACCGCGAACUCAAGUAUUUGGAGCCGCGGGACCUGAGUGAUGUUGGCAGUGCAUUGAGCACCGCGUUCGACUUGAUCAAUCGCGAACGUGCCAAGAUCUUUUGCGACAACUACGGCCUCGGCCGCCUGCCAUACAACGCCCACAUGACCCACAUAGUGCUAGUGACGGACGCCGGUUCAAUUACAACGAUGGACGGUGUUCAGGCCGACCUGGUCGUGCCGCCGACAGCUCUAUCUGCGCUCGACCUCACUCGACAGCCUUUCCGGUGGGACCAGCGCCUCUUUACGAUCGCAGUUCAAUUGAGCGCUGACAUCACCUCAACCAAAGCGAACACGGCGGUGAAUCCGCCAUUCUUUUCAUCAUUAUGCGAAGAAACGGGAGGAAUGUUGCAUUUGUUCAACAACGGGCGCGUCACCAAGGCUUCGGUUGAGAAAGAGGUGGAUGUUGUGAUUGCCCGCAUGAAACCUGGCGUGCUCGUGCGGUUCCAGUGCGACGCAUCUCCAGCGUCGUCGACCGGCGGGCCGUCGGGCGCCAUCGACACGGACACGUUCGGCAUGACGAAGAACGUGCUGUCGACUGCUGCAAACGUCACUCGCGAGUUUGUGUGGCCGAUUCCCGAAGCCUUUUGGGUCGACCGGACCACCACGAGUCUGCCCCUUCGCGACGCACAUCCCAUCCUCACCUUCAAGCGAAGUGUGGAGUCCCAAACGGAUAGUGCGACCAACCAAAUGGUGCUCGAAACGCUCAAGUUCCCCGCCGAUUCCUAUCAAGUGGACAACGUGCUCAACCCGGCGCCGCCGCGAGGUGCCAGGUGGCUCGUGUACAUGGUCGGCAGUCGCAGCGAAGGCCGCAUUGGCGAGCCGUUUGGGUUUCUCCGCACGACAACGACCAACGGCGUGUCGGUGACGCGACUCAUCGUGCUGCCGUACAACUUUCCCGUGCUGUUUUCGCUCUUGGUGGACGCCGCGCGCCAGCACACGGCAAAUCCAAACCCAAGUCCCACCAAUCCAUGGCACUUUCAGAGCAAGACCAUGACGGCGAGUUGGCGCGAUGCUUUCUCGACCUACCUCUCGUCCGUCCCGUGCUACUACCACAUGCCAUUGCGCAAAGUGCUCAAGCGCUACAACCUGCAUGAAUUGGUGCCCGAUACUCCAGACAGUGGCCGAAGUUAUCAGGUGACGAAUCAUCUCACUCGACUCAAGGACAUCGCCAUGACCGCCGCAGAUUCCGAUCGCCAACCGCUGUCCUCCACACGGAGUAACUCGAGCCACUCGUCGCCGGCGUCGUCAGCCCCAAGCUCUCCGUAUCAUUUUAAGCGACCCGUCGUCGUCAAUCAAAACGUGAUGCAAAUGGCACCUGUGGAUCUCCUAGCGUACCACGCCAAGCACAAGCUUGCACUGGUGUCUCGCAAGCCCGUGGACCAUGCAUUUUCGGACGUGCCGCUGUGGACAGGUCCUUUGGCGCACUUGGCUCCCAGCAAGACGGCGCUCGCGAUGGAGCAUCCGUCCAAGUUUUUUCAAUCGGUGGAAGUCAUGAGCGACUACAUUCCGACGGCGCUCAAGACGGAGCGUCUGCGGAAUCCGUUUGGCGAGCCUGACAAGGACGAAGCGACGCCGGAAGGGACCCGUCGUCGCAAGCUCGAGUUUUCGUUGGACUUUCCGUACAAAAAGAGUAAUUCGUCUAGCAAGAGCAGCGGCAGUGGCGGUCUGGACGACUCGUACGGCGACGCUGCAGACGAAGCGGCCGCGCUCGGCUCGACCAACGUCAUGACGUCGUCCAACCGUCGCAAGCGGCAAAAGUACUUGAAGUACCGGAGGGGCCGAGGCGAGAGCCCGUCGUCCCCGAACACGUCAUCUCCUGAAUCGUCGUCGUCCCCCCAGCGACUUAUCCACGUUGCCCACGAAGUUGCCGUGACCGACUUGGACGCGGAAGGAUUGUUUCAGAAGGAACUGGCCGUCCUCUUGGGCGUGGAAAGCUCACAUGACGGUAGCGUGUGGAGCAAACAACUGUACCGAGUCAUCAUCGACAACAGUUCUCGAUGGACUGCGAUUGUCGCGCAGAUCAAGGCGCGGAACUUUCAGCCCACGGACGGGCCCAAGGUUCUCAAAGCGCUGGCAGACCUCCCCGUCGACGACCGUGUGCGGCGAGGGUACCUGCAGCUGGCGCUGUCUCUCGCGAGGGAGUACAAGCGAGGAAUGCUCAUCAAGAUGCUCCAUGCCAAGGACCUCUGACAAGUCCGUGUGCUGGUGUUUAGUCGUGCAUAGCAUGAACACGGCGAAUUUUAGUAGUAGCGACAACAUGCAUUCAGGCGCCAGCAAUGUAGCGAUGAGGCGAGCAUGCAGAGCUUCACAAAUCAUGUGGAGGCCAACAGGGGACGGUACGAGUGGUACAACAGACUACACACCACUUGGUUUGGCUGGCCAUGCUGUCGUCGUUCAUCCAGCUACUGUCAAGUCCAUCGUCCAUCUCGAGCACUUCAUGAGCCCGACCCGAGGAUGCCCCCUGUCGAUCCCGUCGUCGAGGGAAAGUAAUGUGCGUUCGCUGGCACAGCCGCGUCGGCCCAUGUGCGCAUGCUGCGGCCGACUGAGUCGGGCGACGAAGGCCGACGGCGUCGUGGCCUGUCC
Messenger RNA from Aphanomyces invadans, 2906 nucleotides. RefSeq lists its product as hypothetical. The coding region runs from base 66 to 2513 and encodes 815 amino acids. Gene Ontology annotation, cellular component: integrator complex. The record is from RefSeq and is a predicted model, not a curated record. Gene Ontology annotation, biological process: snRNA 3'-end processing. The transcript has 7 exons. Lineage: Eukaryota; Oomycota; Saprolegniomycetes; Saprolegniales; Verrucalvaceae.